CGGCGACGACGAUCAGUCUUCUGACACUGCACGUUUCGUUCGCACGCGCGCUCCUCGCACCGCAUCGUACGAUUUCGUUUUUCAAUUCCAAACCAUAACGUCCGUUUGGUCCGUAUCGUUUGCUCUCGACGCCGCCGCUCUGAUCGCGUGCGCGCACAUGACACUAUCCGCCGAUCGUCAUUAUCGUUUCACACGUUUUCCCAGUCGUUUGUGAUUUCGUCGCGCAGUUUUCAGUAGGUACCGUCCGCCAAAAAAUGGUGACCAAAUCGCUGAACGGACCCAGUUUCACCAUCAACCACAUAUUGGGCCGCCUGGACGUGGACGACGAACGCGACUGCAAGAGUCCCGGACCGUCGACCAGCCGGUCGUUCACCACCGGCAGCGAGGCCAGCGACUGCAGCGGCGACGACUGUCUGUGCGCCCCGGUCGACUACAGCACGCGCCCGGGCGGCACGCCUUCGCCGCCGCCGACGACUCCCGGCGACCUGCACCGCCAUCACCACCACCACCACAACCACCACAACAGACGACCGCAUCCGCCGUCGUCGCCGGCCGCGGUCGACAUCAAACCGGACGAAGAAGACGAAGACGACGACGACGACGGCGACGGCGAUCUGCCCAAGGGCGACAAGUCGCCGCAGCGAGACGGCGGCGGUAAAGGCAAGGACGACGCCGCCGCGGCCGCCGGGACGCCGCCGGUCGACGACAAGAACAAAAAGCCCAACUACAGUUACAACGCUCUGAUCAUGAUGGCCAUAUCGGAAAGCCCGCAAAAGCGGCUGACGCUCAGCGGCAUUUACGAGUACAUCAUGAACAAGUUCCCGUUCUACCGGAUGAACACGCCCGCGUGGCAGAACAGCAUCCGGCACAACCUGUCGCUGAAUAAGUGUUUCGUCAAGAUCCCGCGGAGCUUCGACGACCCGGGCAAGGGCAACUACUGGAUGAUCGACCCCAAUAGCAGCGACGUGUACAUCGGCGGCACCACCGGCAAGCUCCGCCGCCGGUCCACCCAAUCGUCCCGGCACCGGAUCGCGUACAGGCCGCCCAUGCCGCCGCACGGCGUGGUCAUGCCGCCGUCGCCGCACCAUCACCAUCAACCACGCCGCAGCCGCGGGCCGCCGCCGCCCGCCGUUCACCCACCAGCGGCGGGCGCGCCGCACCCGCGGCCGGCGUCCGGCUGGCGUGCCGAUUACCCGUCAGCCGCGGCCGCCGCGGCCGGUUUCGACUACCUACACCAGUACUUCUGGCCGCCGUCCGUCGCGACGUCCACCGCGGCCGGCGCGUACCAGCAGCGGCCGUCGCCGUCGCCGCCCGCCGCCUCCACCGGUUACUCCAUCAGCCAGCUGCUCAGGCCCACCCUGCAGGUGCCGCUUAAGAGGCCCACGGCCGUCAUGCACCCCGCGGCCGCCGGUGCAGCCCUGCUCCAAGCCACCAUGGGCCGGCACCACCAUCAUCUGCAGCAGCAGUAGUAUAAAAUAUAUUGUAUAGACGACGCGAUGUAAGAGAGUAAAAUGCAUUUUUUUUUUUCAAAGUUACCCUAAGUAUGUGUUUUACACACGUGUAAAUAUUAUAAUAUUAUUAUUAUUAUUAUUAUUAUAUAUUAUUGUGAAUGCGAUCUUUGCGCUGCUCCGGCGAUUCGAUUCCUGCAGUGCUAUAAGUGCACUAUUUCAUUUCGUUUUAUAUAGUUGAUCUCUUUCGAAAAAAAAAAUAAAACUAUUAAAUGCUAUUAUCAUAUUGUGUACAUAACAUUAUAAUUACGACGUAU
Molecule: messenger RNA, 1765 nt
Organism: Melanaphis sacchari
Lineage: Eukaryota; Metazoa; Arthropoda; Insecta; Hemiptera; Aphididae
Product: fork head domain transcription factor slp1-like
Biological process (GO): regulation of transcription by RNA polymerase II
Cellular component (GO): nucleus
Molecular function (GO): sequence-specific double-stranded DNA binding; DNA-binding transcription factor activity
Source: RefSeq, a predicted model, not a curated record